AUGGCAUUGCAGAAAGUGGGGUAUAACCUCGACCGUGAUAACUUCAAUGAGGACCUAGGAUCAUUCACUCUUAGGAGAGAUAUUGCCCGACCAGUCGAUACUCGACCAGAAAAACCAGGUUUUCAAGAUGCGCGCCCUCUGAAGUACAAGACAUUAGAGGAAGAAUACCUUGAUGAGUUCAAACGCGCCCGGCGUCAGCGGAUGAACAUGAUGGUUGAAAGAUCCGGCACUAGAAAACGCAAGAGAGGUGAUCCUGACCCCACACUCACGACUGUUCGCACUAUCCUCGAGAUGCCGAUACCCGUUGACAUCAGGCAACUGGAUGGAAACCGUAUCGAUGCCGACACGCAUCUGCAAGCGACUAACCGAAUCAAGCAAAAAUGCCUGGAAUACGUUAACAUGACUGACGAGACUCGAGCGACUCAAGGUACCCAGAAAUGGUUGGAAUUGAAGGAUUUAUAUGCCUAUUACAAGCUACAGAUGCCAGAGGAUGAAAUGGAAGAUCUUGAAGUAGAACCGACUCCUGGAGAUGAUGGCGCGGCGGGUGCUGAAACGGCGGAUGUGGACCAAGCGGAUCAGGAGAUGCCUAAUUAA
Messenger RNA from Aspergillus puulaauensis, 594 nucleotides. RefSeq lists its product as uncharacterized. The record is from RefSeq and is a predicted model, not a curated record. NCBI's taxonomy places the organism in Eukaryota, Fungi, Ascomycota, Eurotiomycetes, Eurotiales, Aspergillaceae. The transcript is spliced from 2 exons. The coding region runs from base 1 to 594 and encodes 197 amino acids.